CUUAUAUGUAAAAUUAUAAAAUAAUGCAUCAUACAAUGUUGAAUUAAUAGACAGAUGAUUUUUCUAGCGCGCGAUCAUCUAGACUGAUCUAGACGCUCCUAACAUUCAGGGUCUUGCGCACAAAAAGGCAAUAAACGAUCGUAAACGCGGUCGAGUGUACCUAACGAGGGCACGCGUUUAUAACGGCGACCUGUCGGCGGCGAAGUGGCAAGGAACAAUUGAAGAGAACCGAGAGUUUUUCUUCCCAGAUCCACCCUUCGUAUAAUUGAAUAGCGGCGGAUUAUCGGAUGAUUGAACCGACCACCGAGGUACGCGAGAACGGACGGAUGUGGGAGUAGGCUAAUCGAGUUUACGGCCGCAACGUAAUCGUCGGAAGCGCGUGAGGGGACGGAAGUUUGAUCGAUUGUUUGUUUAUCGCGAGGUAAAUCUCGUCGCUUGUGUUCCUCGAGGGCCUCGUUGUUGCGUAGCUGCUGAGCGAACCGUCGGCAUGAUGGAGAAGCCAGUUUCGUCGGACAUAGUCAUCGUCGCGGGCAAUUCUCAUCCGGAGCUCGCCAACCUGAUUGCAAAUCGUUUGGGAGUAAAGCCUGGUGGUUGCUCCGUGUACCAUAAGUCAAAUCGCGAGACAAUGGUGGAGAUAGGUGAUUCCGUGCGCGGCAAGGACUUGUAUAUAAUCCAAACCGGCUCGAAGGAUGUAAACAAUAACAUAAUGGAGCUUCUCAUCAUGGCCUACGCAUGUAAGACAUCAUCGGCCAAAAACAUCGUCGGGGUGAUUCCGUAUCUACCUUAUUCCAAGCAGUGCAAAAUGCGCAAGCGCGGUUGCAUAGUGUCCAAGCUCUUGGCAAAGAUGCUAUGCACCAGCGGCCUAACUCAUAUUAUCACCAUGGACCUCCACCAGAAAGAAAUCCAAGGAUUCUUUGAUGUUCCCGUGGAUAAUCUCAGAGCUAGUCCAUUCCUUCUGCAGUACAUUCAAGAAUCCAUUCCUGAUUACCAUAAUUCUGUGAUCGUUGCAAGAAAUCCAGGUAGUGCAAAGAAAGCGACUAGCUAUGCUGAAAGGCUACGACUGGGAAUCGCAGUGAUUCACGGAGAACAAAGAGAAGCUGAAUCCGACAUGAACGACGGUCGCUAUUCGCCACCUGCCCUAGCAAUGGCCGCGCGUACGAUGGAAGUUGGCGUGGGUGUGCCUUUACAUCCAGCGAAGGAAAAGCCACCUAUAAGCGUUGUCGGGGAUGUCGGAGGACGCAUCGCUAUUAUGGUGGACGACAUGAUAGAUGAUGUACAGUCGUACGUAGCAGCUGCCGAGGCACUUAAAGAGAGAGGAGCUUACAAAAUAUAUGUCUUAGCUACACAUGGUUUGCUUAGCUCAGACGCGCCUAGGCUCCUCGAGGAAUCCCCGAUCGACGAGGUCGUUGUAACCAAUACAGUUCCCCACGACGUGCAGAAGAUGCAAUGCCCGAAAAUCAAGACUGUCGACAUUAGCGUUCUUUUAGCAGAGGCAAUUCGACGUAUACACAAUAAGGAGUCGAUGUCGUAUCUGUUUAAAAAUGUAACUUUGGAAGAUUAGAAACUAGACGAUUAUUGCACAUGAAAAGUUACAACUUGAGCAUGAAUAAAUGACGAUUGAAAGUCACAAAAAAUUCAAUGCCGGGGACCAUGUCCAGAAUACAUAUCCGUCUCUUAAUUUUCUACACUAUUUUUAUAUUUCCCCAACUUGUGAAAUAAUAGUGGACGUAUAAACUAGACCCUUGCGUUCAUCAGUGAAGAUAAUCGGCCGAAUGUCUUUAUGUACAUGUUCCUUUGUAGUCACCUUUUCUCUAUAGUCCAUAUUAGAUUAAUAUAAAAUAGCCAAUUGUAAGCGUAUUCGAAUACGUAAUAUAGUCAUUGCAUAUAAUAGAUACUGUACAAUUUUAGAACUCUGUAAAGUCAGUAUAGACGUGUAUUCUAUGCUUACCAGUGAUCUAGUGCUAGUUUUAUUGUAUAAUUAAAAGUGUAUUUUAGAUCAAGACAUAAUAAAUAUAUUUCAAGAUA
This is a messenger RNA of Temnothorax curvispinosus, 2025 nucleotides long. RefSeq names its product phosphoribosyl pyrophosphate synthase-associated protein 2. The coding region runs from base 488 to 1561 and encodes 357 amino acids. The transcript has 6 exons. Gene Ontology annotation, cellular component: ribose phosphate diphosphokinase complex; cytoplasm. Gene Ontology annotation, biological process: 5-phosphoribose 1-diphosphate biosynthetic process; purine nucleotide biosynthetic process. Lineage: Eukaryota; Metazoa; Arthropoda; Insecta; Hymenoptera; Formicidae. The record is from RefSeq and is a predicted model, not a curated record. Gene Ontology annotation, molecular function: ribose phosphate diphosphokinase activity; magnesium ion binding.